Messenger RNA from Zea mays, 1363 nucleotides. RefSeq lists its product as uncharacterized. The transcript is spliced from 3 exons. The coding region runs from base 42 to 1127 and encodes 361 amino acids. Lineage: Eukaryota; Viridiplantae; Streptophyta; Magnoliopsida; Poales; Poaceae. The record is from RefSeq and is marked provisional.
CCAAGAUCGAGAGCUGUAGCUGCAACCUGCAGCAGACGCAUAUGUCCGUCGCCGCCGCCUUGGGCCGCGCCGAUGAGCUCCGCGCGCUGGACGACACCCUCGCCGGCGUCCGCGGCCUUGUAGCGUCUGGUGCGAAGCAAGUUCCUCGCAUCUUUCGCGUCCCCUACCCGGAGGAGCUACUCCACCAUGAACAACCGCCAGCGGCGGCGACCGUCCCGGUGAUCGAUCUCAGCGGCGACCGCGCAGCCGUGAUCGACGCCGUCCGUGGGGCGGCGGCGGGGUGGGGGUUCUUCCAGGUCACGGGCCACGCGGUGCCCGAGCAGGUGAUGUCAGCAGCCGUGGCGGCGAUGCGGGCGUUCCACGAAGCCGACGGCGGGGAGGGCAGCGACAAGGCGCGGCUCUACUCGCGAGAGCCCGGGAGGGCGGUCAAGUACCACUGCAACUUCGACCUGUACCAGUCUCCCGUGGCCAACUGGCGCGACACGGUCUACCUGCGGAUGGCACCUGACCCUCCCGCCGCCGACGAUCUGCCGGAGAUCUGCCGAGAUGCACUGUUUGAAUACGCCAAACAAGUGAAAGAUUUGGGGCAGAGGUUGUUUGGGCUGCUCUCCGAAUCCCUCGGGCUCAAACCGAGCUACUUGACAGAUAUUGAGUGCGACCAGGGACAGAUUAUACUUGGGCACUACUACCCUCCAUGCCCCCAGCCUGAACUCGCCAUUGGGACAAGCCGGCAUUCAGACUCCGGCUUCCUGACCAUACUACUGCAGGACAAAGUUGGCGGCCUCCAGAUCCUCCAUGAUGGUCAGUGGGUCGACGUUGCACCGACGCCUGGAGCAUUCAUCGUCAACAUAGGCGAUCUCUUGCAGCUGGUCUCUAACGACAAGUUCAGCAGCGUCGAGCACAGGGUGGUAGCCAAGAAUGCUGAACCAAGAGUUUCGAUCGCGUGCUUUUUCAGCACCCAUUUCCAUCCCGCUUCGACAAGAACGUAUGGCCCAAUCAAGGAGCUGCUGUCCGAGGAGAACCCUCCUUUGUAUAGGGAAACACUCGUGAGAGAGUAUGUUGCACGUUACUACUCUGUUGGCUUGGAUGGAAAACAGAAGACUGCUCUAGCUGAUUUCAGGUUGUGAAUUCUGAACGACAUCUUAUUUAACAGCAAAAUGCAAAUGUUGGGGCGGUAUGUAUCGUGUGAUAAUACCAAGGGGAAGAUUAGCUGCUUGUAACAUUCCCUAAUUAAUGUAAAUUUAUGCUCGAUCGCCACAACAGAAGUACACAUGUUUGUAUGAGCCUGAAUUUGAAUUGAGUUUGGAGUUUGGACUCUGGACGUAUAUUACUGAAACACAUAAUAAGAUGUUUCUUCUAUGCC